This is a messenger RNA of Myripristis murdjan (pinecone soldierfish), 6641 nucleotides long. RefSeq names its product protein phosphatase 1, regulatory subunit 9A (gene ppp1r9a). Gene Ontology annotation, cellular component: postsynaptic density; dendrite; actin cytoskeleton. The coding region runs from base 357 to 3866 and encodes 1169 amino acids. NCBI's taxonomy places the organism in Eukaryota, Metazoa, Chordata, Actinopteri, Holocentriformes, Holocentridae. Gene Ontology annotation, biological process: actin filament organization; neuron projection development; calcium-mediated signaling. The record is from RefSeq and is a predicted model, not a curated record. The transcript is spliced from 20 exons. Gene Ontology annotation, molecular function: actin filament binding.
GCAUCAUCCACUGCCUGCAAUGGCGUUGUAGCGGCUCUAGUAUUUCCAAAUGUUUCAAUAGUGGCGAUUCUGUCCUGGACUAUUCACCGGCGUGGGAUAGAAAUGUUAUUUUCGGAUGGAUUUCCAGCGAAUGCAUUCAUAUUUUCUCUGAGUUCACCCCUGUAGGAAUACAGUUUAUUUAUGCCACUCGUCAAACGAAGCCGAAGCCAUGAAUGUGUGAAUGGACUGGAAGGAACUAUAACAUCAGCUGGAUCAGAUUAGUCAGUGCUGCAGUAGGUCAAACUAGACACUAUAAUCCCACGUUGUAAUGAGGCCACGGAGAUGCUGACAUUCCCGCUGAAUCCAAAGACACCAUCAUGCUGAAGACGGAGGCCACGGGGGAGAGGACCACCCUCCGGAGUGCCUCCCCCCACCGUAAUGCCUACCGGGCUGAGUUUCAGGCACUCAAGAGGGCCUUUGACCAGCCUCGGAUUGAUGGCGACUCCAAGCCCAAAGAUGCGGAACGGGUGAAACAGCCAAGGGGACGCCAGUAUGGCGCCCAUGUCAGCCGCAUCAAGGACAUGUUCAUGCAGAUGGGCACGGAAAAUACAGCCUCUAAAGCCAGGGGUCGGGAGGAUCCCUCGCCGCAAAAGAUGACCAAGCCCACCAACUUCAUCAAGGCAGAUGGAUCAGUGAUCAAGCUCCAGCAUUCCUCGUCAGCUGAGAGGAUUGGAGGUGCUGGAGCAAAGUUCUCUGAAACCAGGAAGCUGUUUGAACAGCAGUCACGUGACCAGUCCCAAUCACCAGUCUAUUCCUACGGACGUGACAAAAGGGGUUCUCAUGAGCACCUAGAUGACUGGCGAGGUGCAAGGUCCAAUCGGGGAAGUACAGACUCCUUGGACUCACUUUGCUCCAGAACAGAAGCAUCCUCGCCAACUGUUAGUCAGCUCAGUGCUGUUUUUGAAAAUGCAGACCACAACAACCAAGGAGUGCCCUGCAGAGGAGUCAGCAGACGGGCCUUAUACUCACCCGAUGGUUUCCACCGCCAUGGAGGUGAUCUCAGUGAGGAUGACUCUCGCCAUUCUCCGGUUCGGGGAACCUACCGGAACCGGGUAGGGGGCAAGUUCCCUGUGUCCUCAUCCUCUGAGGACCUCCUGAGCCCCAGUCCUCUGGCAGAGACUGCGGAGCUCAAACAGGUUCCACAAGAAGAGGAACCACGAGACAAAGCAGACAAGACUGAUGAGCCUGUGGAGGGCAACAGACAGCGCUUGGCAGGGGUGACCACCAACGGAGGUCAUGUCAAUGGCUCCUGUGAAGAGGAGGAGAAACCCUCAGAAAGAAAAUGCUCCAGUGACGAUCUCGGGGUUUCCAAAGCUUCAAAACCUACAGAUGAUGCUGUGAUUUCCUGUGAGGACACCACCCCUGAGCGGCUACCGACCCCAGCCACGCCAGCUGUGGAAAGCCAGGAGGAGGUGGAUGCUCCUGGGGAAGAAAAGCUCUCUGAGUCUCCCAAGGACCAGGGAGAAGAACAUGAUGAGGAAUACACUGGGAAUGAGCGGGUGAUUUUUAAUGCAGAUGGGGACGCCUGCUACCAGGGUUGGGGAGAAAGCUGUACAGAUCCCGAGGACGAUCUCUACGGAGACGAUGAGGAUAUUGUCUACGACCCUGGCUCAGAUCUCACAGAGAUUCCUGGUCUUCCAGAAGAAAACAAAGAGGACAUCCCUUCAAACAGGAAGAUUCGCUUCAGCACUGCACCCAUGACAGUUUUCAACACCUACUCCAAUGAGGACUACGACCGCCGCAAUGAGGAGGUGGAUCCUGUGGCCUCCUCAGCAGAGUACGAGCUGGAGAAGAGGGUGGAAAAGCUGGAGCUCUUCCCCGUGGAGCUGGAGAAAGAUGAGGACGGCCUGGGCAUCAGCAUCAUAGGGAUGGGGGUGGGGGCUGACGCGGGGCUGGAGAAACUGGGGAUCUUCGUCAAGACCGUCAUCGAGGGUGGAGCCGCCGAGAGGGACGGCAGGAUCAAGGUGAACGACCAGAUCGUGGAGGUGGACGGGACGAGCUUGGUGGGCGUCACCCAGAGCUUCGCUGCCUCUGUGCUCAGGAACACGUCGGGAGUCGUGCGGUUUGUGAUUGGCCGAGAGCGUCCGGGCCAGCAGAGCGAGGUGGCCACGCUCAUCCAGCAGACACUGGAGCAAGAGAGGAGGCAGAGGGAGCUUCUGGAGCAGCAGUACGCCCAGUACGACGCCGACGAUGACGAGCAGACAGGGGAGUACGCCACCGACGAGGAGGAGGCAGGGCAGACGGUGCCGGCCGGGGAGAAGAGCAUCGAGGUGUUUGACUUGCCGGAGACGGAGGACAUCUUGUCUCCCUCGGAGUUGGACGCCACCAAACUCUACCAGAAGUUCAGAGAGCUCCAGAUCAAACACACGGUGACCGAGGCCGAGAUCCAGAAGCUCAAAAACAAGCUUGCGUCGGUGGAGAGGGAGAAGCAGCGCUGGGAGAAGGAGAAGAGCCAGCUGAAGGCCAGCAUCGAGGAGAACAAAGAGAGGAUGCUGAAGCUGGAGAGCUACUGGAUCGAGGCGCAGACCCUCUGCCACACUGUCAACGAGCACCUGAAGGAGGCCCAGGCCCAGUACCAGGCCCUGGAGAAGAAGUACAACAAAGCCAAGAAACUCAUCAAGGACUUCCAGCAGAAAGAGGUGGAGUUUAUCCAGAAGGAGGAUGCGGAGAGGCGGAGGCUGGAGGAGGCUGAGAAAGCUCACCUGGCUGAGAUCCAGGGACUGCAAGUCAGGAUUGCAGCGUUGGAGUCCGAGCUAAUGCAGCUGAUGAAGCAAAACGGCAUCCAGGUCAACAACAACAACAGCAACAGCGCCGAGAGGCUCAGCGCCCAGCAACACAGCCCUGCCAGGGCCGCGGCACAAGCCAGAGACCUCAGGGAGGGCUCUCCACACUCACCCAGCAAAAAGAAAGGUUACAGAGGACUGGCCCGGGACAGCAUCAGCUCCACAGAGGGAGAGGUCUCAGAGGGACAUGGCAGUCCGGCCCACAGUCGCAGCGGCUCGGUGCGCAGCGCAGCCUCCUGUGACGGGGCAGCGGCGGCGGUCCUCCGGGCCCCGGGCAGCACCGAGGGCUCACCCAGGCGAACGCUGCACCCACCAGCCACCGCCGGGGCCCAACAGGACGGCUCUCAGUCUCCUGCCGUGUCCAGCCCCUCUCUCAGCCUGGAGGACAACACCUGCAGACAGACACUGGAUCCCGGUUCCUCCCUCAGGAAAAGCAAAAUGAAGGACAAAGACCCCAGAGCUUCACCUGGAAACAGCUCCACAGAGCCCUCAGUAGAGGACAGCCCAGAGAAACUCAAGGCCAAGGUACAUAAGGGUCCUAGUUUGAACGAUGAUCUAAGUGCCAGCAGCACCAGCUCAGUGGAAAUCAGCGGCCUGCUGACUGAAGCCAAGAUGUCCGGACGCUCACACACCCUGGUGCUCUCCUCAGACGAGAGUCUGGAUAUGAUAGAUGAUGAGAUCCUAGAUGAGGGUCAGUUCCCGAAGCAGCACCAGUGGCAGAACCGCAGUGUUACGGAGUGGAACUCCCAGCAAGUGGCCCGCUGGCUCAUGGGCCUCAACCUGGAACAGCAUAUCCCAGAAUUCACUGCCAAAAAUGUCGAUGGAGAGCAGCUGCUGCAGCUGGAUAGUGCUGAGCUCAAGGCCCUUGGUGUCACCUCUUCCCAGGACCGUGCCCUGAUCAAGAAGAAGAUCAAGGACCUUAAGGUUCUGAUGGAGAAGGCCAGGAGGAACCGUGAGAAAAUGGAGAAACAGCGUGAGAAGCUACGGAAGAGAGAGCUGGAACAGCAGCAGAAACAGGCCCGCAAAGAAGGCGCGGCAGAGUGAACCGAAUCCGUAGACCAUCUCCUCCCUAUUUACUGUAGCACCACGACCACACCAAGUAGCAUCUCGGGGAACAGAAAGUCAGUAGGGCCCACAAUGGAACCCUGGGGGACGCCUCCUCAAUAGUCCCAAAUCGCUCAGUGGUGGAGCUCGACGGCCAACUGUUGGAGAUUGUUGGGCAACCUUUUCACCAUGCAAAUUAAACCAAAAUGAGCAUACAGUUGGAUAAUUGGAUGCUGCCCCUUCAUUCACCUCAUUGUACACCCAUACUGUCUUUUUAACCCUUUACAAACCUGCUCAAUUCUAUUUAUUUUGCUGUUCAUUGCUGUAAAUUAGGUUUAUUUAUUCAUAUUCCAAGUAUGUUUGUGAAAAAUUCAUCUCAUCCUCAUCCCGAACAUAUCAUCUUCAGAGCCAUCUGUGUUACCCUUCUUUGUAGAUGUGUAUCAUAGCACCUUUAGACAUAAGGACCAUGUACAUAUACAGUGAUAAAUAUAGAUACAGAUAUGUCUAAUGUGCCAUUUUUGAUAGAGUUAUGUAUAUCCGCUUCAGAUACAUAGAUCAGUGGAAUCACCCUGUAGCUUUGAUGAAGCACAUACAGGUAAAGCCUGUGUGGUGGAAAUAUAUGGGGCAAUACUCAUGUCCCACCACAAGGUGUCCCCAUGCUGCUUACUUUCACUGCUGAAGAAUGCAAGACUGGAACUUUUCAAUAGGAAUUCAAGCAGGAACCAAGCAAGGCUCUCUCAGUACUUGCAAGAACAAACACUGGAAGGUCAGACACUUGAAGUUUAACUACAGCACUGGCUUGUCUAAUGUUCCUUACAGUAUACAUGUACCACACUAAAGCAAUUCUCAAAAUAUGAAUGAUAUCGAGGACAUACUGACUGGACUGACUUGGCUCUAAUGGAGACUCCGGGUACAAUGUAGUCGUGACUUUGUAACAUACCAAAAGAUACAACAACAAACAAAAAAAAAGAAAAAAAAAGAAAAAAAGAUGACAAAAUUAAACCUCCUGCUUAUAUGCAUAAUGUUGCUUUGACUCCGCCUGUAACCUGCUAUUGACCUCUUUUUAUAUUCUCUCAAUAACAAAGUAAUACCCGACCGCUGCCUUUAGAAAUUCUAGAGUAGACUUUUUCUGAACUCUACCCGCUUCUAUGUGUGUGUGUUAAAACACAUUGACUGAUCUUCUGAGUCAUCCAUUUCUAUUUUUUUUAAGAGAAAGAUCAAAGUUCACCCACACGAAAGGACCACAUAAUUCAUUUUUAUUUGAUUUAGCACUUCUUUCUUGAAUAGUGUGGUGAAAAUUAGGAUUGCUACUUUAUUUAUCUCUGUGAUCAGAAAGACACAAAAAUGCAAAAGUGGACAGGUGCACCAGAGAAGACACUGUCUUAAAUAGAAUUGUAAUUUAGACUAUUUGCCACUGGACUUUGACACUGCAUAUUAUAGCAGGAUAACAAUAAAAGAUGGAAUGAUGGAAAUCAUAGGAAUUGCACUAGAUACAUGCAAUAUAGUUUGAUUUAAUUUUGUCAUGAACUUGGUUCAGUAAGACUCAAGACAUUUUGAUUUUCAUGUUAGAAAAAAAACAUACCUUUGAAAUGAUUUUGACAUGUGUUCUUGGUUUAUGCAAUACUACUCUUAUGAUUAUGAAGCUCUCUAAAAUUCUUUUACCUGAAAAUCAUUCCAUACGUUUACACGAACUGGAGAGACAGCAGUGUUAUCAUGGCGGUGAAGAAGGCAGCUUUGGAUGUGAAUACCUUCUGUUUUAAAGGCACUGCCUGGUAAAAUCUUGAAGGGUUAAGAACAGGAACAGCGUGCAUUACAAAUGUGUAAAUUCUGAUGUGAUACCUCCAUGCAAUGCCACAAAGAUACAGGUAUCAUUAAAUCUGUGUGUAUGUUAUUAUUUAUUUAUUUCUGUAUUUAAUGAAGCAUCUGACUAUUGUUUAUGAUAACUUAUUAGAUUAUUAUUAACACCUAAUAAUGAUUUAUCCAGAAUUUUAUGAUUACUUCUUUUUGCCAAAAAAAAAAACAAUUAAAAAUGUUCAUUAAAAGUGAUUUUACAUUCAAAUGGUCGUCAUCAAAUAAAGUGAUUACCAGUGAGGAUUUAAAGUUUGUAUGUCAAGCAAGAACAAAACACCAACCUUUUCCCUCGUGCUUGUGGUUUUGCCUUCCUCUCAAGCUACUUAAGACCUGCUCAAGUGCUACUCCAAUUAUGUAACCUGAUCCUGAUGUAUUCCUAUGAAAUAUUUUGUAACUCAUGAACCUUUCUGUGAAUACCCCCCACCCUGUCAGUCAGCCGACAGACAGCACUCCUAUCACUUUUGUAUGUACAGUAAAACACUGAAAGCAAUAUGCUGUAUGAAUCCUACAGAAGCCUGGUUUUCUAUUGUCUCCAUGUGUGGUGUACAGUUUGUUGGAAGGCUGAGGGAGGUUAAGGUCAGGCCUGGCCCAAAAUGUGAUCUCAAAUCUUUGUGCUUGACUGAGCUUGCCCGGCACAAUGAAACCGACCUAUGUCUGAGACCCUGGUGCUCCUGGCAGGCGAAAACAAAUGUUUGAGUCAUGUCUGGAAGGGUUCAUUGGAUGUUUGGCUUGCCUGUGCAGAGGAAUGUGUAGAGAGCGAAAGAUAAUCACCACAAAUUGCUAGACAUGCUUUCACUAUUUUAAAAAGCUGCGCUUAUUUUCUUCCUCUUCCUUUUUUGUCAUUAUCUUGCUCUCUUUUUUUGCAUUCUGAAAAGUUGAAAGGGCAGCUACCUGUCACACUGAAUAAAAUGUGCAGUCACUGUC